GGGCCCGGCCACGGUCGAGCGCGCGCCGCGGGUGACGUCACAGCCCGGCUAUCGAGUGGAGGGCGGCUGCCGCUUCGCGUGCCGCGGAACUUGAGAGGCCUUCCCCGAGGGUCCUUGAGACGGUGGUUGUUGUGCAACCACGUAGAGACGGUGGUUGUUGUGCAACCACGUAGAGACGGUGGUUGUUGUGCAACCACUUAGGGACGGUGGUUGUUGUCCAACCACUUAGAGGCGGUGGUUGUUGUGCGCUCGCAAGCUUCUCGCCAAAGCGGUCGUCGGCGCGGCCAUGGGUGGGAUGCUGCUGGCGUUGGUGGUGGCGGCGGUGGUGGCGACGGCGAUUCACCCCGCCGUGGCGCUCAAGGAGGGCGAGUGCGACGUGUGCAUUACAUUCCUCGAGAAGUUCUACAACUCCUUAAAGGAAAGGAAUGCAGACUUCACUGUGGACAAUGUGGAAAAGGAACUGAUAAAAACCUGCAGUGAUGCCAAGGGCAAGGAAAACCGCCUUUGCUACUACCUGGGAGCCACGAGCGAUGCGGCCACCAAGAUCACCAACGAGGUGUCGAAACCGCUGAGUUUCCACGUGCCGGUCGCGAAGAUCUGCGAGAAGCUGAAGAAGCAGGACAGCCAAAUCUGCGAGCUCAAAUACGAGAAGCAGAUUGACCUCGGCACCGUUGAUCUCAAGAAGCUGAAGGUGAAAGAUCUGAAGAGAAUCCUUGACGACUGGGGAGAGGGGUGCAAGGGCUGCGCCGAGAAGUCUGAUUUCAUCCGCAAAAUCAACGAGCUCAUGCCCAAAUACGCCCCCAACAUCGCCAGGAACGACCUCUAGCAGCCCUCUACUCGAGACCUGGACUCGAACCUGGCCUCCUUGUGGGGGGAGGGCUGGGGGGAGGGGUGCUUCUUGCGACGCAAAUAGAACCCUCCCCACCACACUUCGCUCUGUCAUCGUGGCCGGCGCUCAACAUUGACUUGCACAUGUUAUUGCGGUGUUGACUCUUGGGCACUUUUCUCUGUAAAGGAAUGUGGACAUCCUUGUGGAAAUGAAUUUCUACACCGCAAAUCUGUUGCCGAGUUUGCCUGUGAAGUGAGAGGCUGUGUUUCGUUACACUGAUCGGGGUCUUUAUACCACAAGUAACGUUUUUUUUUCCACCCCAGAUUAAUCGCAAAAGGUAAUUUUUACUUUUAUUUGACAUUUUCUUUUAAAUCACGAUGUAUAGUGAUGUUUUUCACAAUACUGUAGGCCAUGGUGAUGUUAAUAGGAUUAGUUGGGCUGACCACUACCACUACCAAAUGCUGAUCCUGGGUUAAACUUUAGGUGCUGAUAAAGUUUAAACUGUUCUCCUGUUGUUUGAUCUCAGCCUGGGUUCCACAA
Molecule: messenger RNA, 1369 nt
Organism: Petromyzon marinus (sea lamprey)
Lineage: Eukaryota; Metazoa; Chordata; Hyperoartia; Petromyzontiformes; Petromyzontidae
Gene: MANF
Product: mesencephalic astrocyte derived neurotrophic factor
Biological process (GO): neuron projection development; dopaminergic neuron differentiation
Cellular component (GO): endoplasmic reticulum
Source: RefSeq, a predicted model, not a curated record